Messenger RNA from Megachile rotundata (alfalfa leafcutting bee), 4333 nucleotides. Its product is annotated as ras-specific guanine nucleotide-releasing factor 1. Gene Ontology annotation, molecular function: guanyl-nucleotide exchange factor activity. Lineage: Eukaryota; Metazoa; Arthropoda; Insecta; Hymenoptera; Megachilidae. The record is from RefSeq and is a predicted model, not a curated record. Gene Ontology annotation, biological process: Ras protein signal transduction. Gene Ontology annotation, cellular component: plasma membrane.
CUUACACACGUGCGUUGUUUCUGUAAAACCAUGAUGACCCAUUUCCCUCGGAUUUUGUACUUAAAUUUUUCGCCCGAAUUUUGCGAUAAUGCACUGUUUCGCAAUAUCGUACAGGAGAGAAAAUCAACGGCAGUACGAGCUAAAAGCAGCCACGGAGUCUGACUGCAAAACGUGGAUCGAUGCUAUACGCGAUGCCAGUUUCAACAAAUUGCUGUUGCAAAAGGAAGAGCUCGAGCAGAAGCACUUGCACCUGUUGCAGAUCGUGGAGAGCGAGAAGACGGCUAAGUGGCAAUACACACAGCAAUGCGAGGAGCUUGCUUCGGAAAUAAAGAAGCUCCGGGCAGAAUUGUGCGCCCUGAAGAAAGAACUGAGGCCAGUAGCGGCACCGUACGCAACGAGACCGGGUGUUCAAAGGACCAUGUCCCAGGGCACCGGAAGUUUGCACAUCACAGGUUCUCCGUUCGGUAUGGACGGGCACGGUACAGGAGUUUCCGGAUUUGGGCUACGAGAUGUCAGCGAGGGCUCCAUUGAAAUGCAGAAAAUUAAGAAAGUUCAGAGCUUCUUCAGGGGCUGGCUGUGCCGUAGGCGUUGGAAACAAAUUGUGGAACAGUAUAUCAAAAGCCCUCACGCGGAGAGCAUGCGGAAACGGAACAGCUUAGUAUUUCAAAUGGUGGAAGCUGAAGAGGAGUACACGGAACAAAUGGAAAUCUUAGUAAGCUGUUUCUUGAGGCCUUUCAAGAUGGCUGCCAGUUCAAAGAAACCCCCUUGUAGUCACGAGGACGUGAAUAGCAUAUUCUUAAAUAGCGAAACCGUGUUGUUUCUCCAUCAAAUCUUCCUGAAAGGUCUUACUUCGCGUAUGGAAAGCUGGCCCACUUUAGUUUUAGGUGAUUUAUUUGACAUGUUAUUACCAAUGUUGUCAAUUUAUCAAGAGUACGUGAGGAAUCAUCAUUAUAGUCUUCAGGUGUUAACCGAAUGCAAGCAAUCAUCACCCUCGUUUGCUGCAUUGCUCACUCGAUUGGAGAACAAGAAUGCUUGUGGAGGUCGUUCUCUAGAGACUUUCCUAACAUAUCCUAUGCAUCAGAUUCCGAGGUACAUUAUUACACUGCACGAGCUGUUGGCGCACACUCCAUACGACCAUGUUGAAAGAAAAAGUUUGCAAAAUGCGAGGCAACAACUGGAGGAUUUAUCGAGACAAAUGCAUGAUGAGGUCAGCGAGACGGAGAAUUUACGAAAAAACCUGGCCGUGGAGCGAAUGAUCGUGGAGGGUUGCGACAUUUUACUCGAUGUUAAUCAAGUAUUCGUGCGACAGGGUGCUCUUAUUCAGAUCUUAGAUAAGCCAAAAGGAGCUCGAAGUAGAUUGAGCGCGACGUUCGGCGGUAAAGGAAGCGGCGAUAAAGAAGCAGUGAGACAGUGCUUCCUUUUCUCGAAUCAUUUGUUACUAACGACACGUCAAUCAGAUGACGACGGUCGUUUGAAUCUGGUUCCACAAAUAGGAAAAAUACCAUUGUCGGAUGCGGUGUUAGUGGAGGAUCCCAACGACCAGAAUACUGCGGAUGAUGACGAACUGUCAGUAUGUUCGAUGUCCAGCGGUAUCAGCGAGAGCAGCGGAAGUGGUAGCGGAAGUACCAACACACAGCUACAAAACCGUGAUUUUAAGAUUAUACUUGAUCUAAAAUCUGGUGGACCUCAGGUGACGGUGCACCUUGUUGCUCCUACAAUUCAGGAAAAGGCCGCCUGGAUCAGCGACAUUAGCCAGUGUAUAGACAACGUACACUUCAACGACUUGCUUCGUGGCUCGUUGUCGGACACCAGUUCCGUCACGAUGCCUCAAUCGAUCAAAAACGACCCAAAGCUGUUUAAAGAUGACGUUGAUAUCAGAUUUAGCAGGACCUUGAAUUCCUGCAAGGUCCCGCAGAUUCGAUCGGCUACACCUGAACGCCUACUUCAGCGUCUGACGGAUCUGCGAUUUCUCAGUAUCGAUUUUCUCAACACGUUUUUGUUAACGUAUCGAGUGUUCACCGAUGGAGUAACCGUGUUGGAAGCCUUGAAGAAAGUGUUCUACGAAGCUGAACCACCGGAUUCGGAAAUUCCGACGGGUUCUCUUGUAUCACUGGAUGUACUGGGUGCAGGUACAACAGAAUCGCAGCUGCAUGUCGAUGAUCGAAGAAGAAGUAGUAUCUCACCACGAAGAACUAGUGGAGCUAGUUCUGUUUCUGGUUAUGGAUCGGAAAUCAGCGACAGUCGCGACGCAAAAUGUCACAGUUCCUGCGAAUCCGGUGGUUAUACACUCAAUUCGAAAGGUUAUUGGCGAGGUGGAUACCAGAAAGUGGACGAGGAACAACCCUUGGGCAUGACCACAGUAGCUCCUUCCAUCAUAAAACGUAGUCCCACCAUUCAAUCUUCCACUGCGUCCAUUGGUUCUCAGUCUUCGGCAACACCUCACAAAAUCAGUAUCCGCGUGGACAAAGAAAAGAAGGAAGAAGAUGAUGGAUGUCAUUUGACCAUACCGAAAGUAAUAGCUGUUUCCUCGAGCGCUGAAACUCUUACGGAUAACACUGUAGUGAGUGCACCAUCCUCCCCGAGUAAUUUGAGUUCCGUGACCUUAGUUGGAUCCACGGGAUCAGGAUCGGGUUCUGGAUCUGAUCGAAGUCCACAAGAUGGAGUCACAUACUCGCGAGGCGCAUCCGAAGAAACUGAUACACCUGUUGCAACGGAAGCUCCAAAAGAUGUUGGCGAUCUCAGUUGCGAAGACUCCGAGCCCGAAACCCCAAAACUGUCGAAAGAAAAUAAAACUCCGCAAACACCGCCAACUCCCCGAGAAAAGCAACCCGAAACAAGCGAGAAAGAAACGAGCAAACAAGAAAAAGAGAAACAAUCUGCUACGGAAAGUGAUACAAGCAGCUUGAUCGUGCAGAUGCAAUCAUCUCAACAGUCUCAGCAAAAACAAUUCCAUCAUUAUGAACACAGAGCGUCGAUUGCAUCUGCUCCUGCGGCUACUGCGAGAAGCAGCUCCAUCUCUACUAUUACUGGAAACUACUGGGCCAGCAGACGAUCGAUUCAAGAAACCGAAUUGUCCUCCCAAGGGAAUUUCCAGCACGAUCAAGCGUCCAGCAAAGCUGGAGUAGUGAUAACCAGUUUCCGGCAAAGUCAACGAAGGAGCAGUACAUCCACGGCUGCAACUGCAUUUGCAAUUGCAACAUCUGCGUCAAGCAACCCUCCAGACAAAGGGAUGGAUGGAAACAAUCGCAGCGGUUCUUGUCGAGACAAAAACAGACGGAAGGAAUCAGUCAUGUCAACUGCAGCUACAAUGCGAGUGUUAAAUGUUUUGAGGCACUGGGUCUCGAAACACGCUCAAGACUUCGAGUCCGAUCAGAAAUUGAAGAAUCUGACGAUCGAGUUCUUGGAGGAUAUCAUUUACUGCCCUAAUUUGCUACCCGCCGAGCACAAAGCUGCGAGCCAACUUCUCAGGCUGAUUACUAAAGAAGAACCAGAAAGCAACAAAGUGGAUCUUAAGAAACUGUUGACUCCACCGACUGUGCAGACUAAAGAAAGUAUCGAAACAUUAUCCGCAUUGGAAAUUGCUGAACAGAUGACAUAUUUGGAUCACAAGAUUUUCGUUUCCAUUUCCAGCGAAGAAUUUCUUGGCCAAGCCUGGAUGAAAACUGACAAGGCGGUUCGUGCUCCUCAUAUAUUGCUUAUGACGAAAAGAUUUAACGAAGUGUCGCAAUUGGUGGUUUCGGAAAUUGUUCGACGUUCCAAUAUGUCGGCGAGGGUUGCAGCUAUCGAAAAAUGGACGGCGGUUGCUGAUAUUAGCAGGGUUCUCCAUAACUAUAACGGAGUUCUUCAAAUUUGUGCAGCCUUCACUAACAGCAGUGUCUUCAGAUUGAAAAAGACGUGGGAGAAAGUUUCUAAAACGACGAAGCAGACAAUCGAAAGACUUCAAACGAUCGUUUCAUCGGACGGACGUUUCAGAAAUUUAAGAGACGCUCUGCAUCGAUGCGACCCACCCUGCAUCCCUUAUUUAGGAUUAUACCUAACCGAUCUUUCUUUUAUAGAAGAGGGUACACCAACUAUGACUGAGGACGGCCUUUUGAACUUUUCAAAAAUGCGAAUGAUCGCCCACGUGAUCCGCGAGAUACGGCACUUCCAGCAAACACCGUACAAGAUCGAAUUAAUAACAAAGGUAACGAACUAUCUGCUGGAUCCGUCGUUGCUCCUGAACGACAAAGAUCUGUACCGCAUGUCCUUGGAGAUCGAGCCAAGGACAUCCAGGCUAAGUAGUUCAGCAUUGAUUAAUUUGCCACCCUCCGUAAGCAACACGUCAACAAAGUGA